AUGCCUUUCCCGGCGACGCCCCCAUUCCGUCUUUCACAAACACCCGCGCGUCGCAAUCGUCCCCAGUUCGCACCUACACCCCGAUUUCUGCUGUCACAAAGUGCUACGCAAAGCACCGAGGAUCACGAUGUCAUAGACGAUGAUGAAUCGCAUUCGACGCGUCAUGACGCGCAAGUCUAUCCUGCCUCUCAACCUGUUCGCUCGCGCCAACGCGACGUGAUCGAGGACAUCGAUUAUGCAGGAGAGAUAAGGGAUGGGUUUGCUGGUACCAGAGCUAGGAAAGACAUACCGGAUGAUGCUAUUGAUAGCAGCCCACCCGAAGAAGGUGAGGGUGCUGGAUUUCUUGACGCUGAAUUUGAUGCCAUCUUUGCGUCCAUCAGGGAGGGUAACAAACGGCGCCGCAUGGAGACGGGCACACCAUCAACUUCAACGAGGCCAACCCAGAUCGAUCCGAUAUUGUCAUCACCGCAACAGGCAUCACACGCGCUUCCAAAUGCUACCCACACGCCUCAAGUGUCUAGAAGCGGCCCAGUGGCCCGGGAGAUGGGGACUAUGAGAACCCCAGCUCCUAGUACACGUCCGAUUGCUCUUCCCGCUUCUACACCAGGCGCCACGACGACACCAUUCCGAGGCCGCCCCCGCUUCAUGCUUUCUUCGGCAAUCAAGCCUCCGAGCAGCCAGUCUGCUCCCAAAUUCAAGCCGAGCACACCGGCCGUAUCACCACCGGAGAGACGUAAACCGACUUUUGUUUUGCCGCGCUCGCCGUCUCCCAAUCCGGAUGCCGAUUAUAUCCCUGCCCCAUUCUCCCCCAGUUCGCGGACACUCAGUCGUCGUGGCCGGAAGCGCGGCGGCGUGGUCAAUUACGUACCGGGCGGGAUGGCUGCGCAGCUUCGCAGCUGGGUCUUGGAAAUGGGAGUCAAACGCGAGCAGCUGCCGAAGCCCGUCUUGGCUCAGUCUGCGGAUUCGCAGGCAGAAGUGCCUUCACCUGCAGAUUUGGAGAGGUAUCUAGUGGCUGUCCGUGUCACCAAGGUUACUCAUACUAGAACGAAUGGUUGCGACUCUUUGGCUUUUGUACAAGCUGACCCUGUUGCCGGCCAUAAAGUGCAAGAUUUCGAUGCCAGUGCUUCACUGAACAUCCUGAUCAUGGGGCAUCCACGCUCAAAACCCGACUUAGGCCAUGACCCUCCUGGCCUGCUACCCCGGCAAGGAGAUAUUGUAGGAAUCCAUCGAGGACUGACUUGGACCAUGAAGCUUGGUACUUUUCCGAGUCAACCUCAGUCCAAUUACACCACUCCCAUUGCCAUGUCCCCCGAAAAUCAACUGGAAGAUGAGGAGCAACAUGAACCGAAAGAACCGUGGCUUGUGGCUAUGGAGUGGGAUCUGAUCCAUGUGCUUGCGAAUCUCUAA
Messenger RNA from Penicillium olsonii, 1407 nucleotides. The record is from the annotation of a GenBank genome assembly. NCBI's taxonomy places the organism in Eukaryota, Fungi, Ascomycota, Eurotiomycetes, Eurotiales, Aspergillaceae.